UUUUUUUCAAUUUUUUAUGAUCGAACUUUUGUAAAGUUGUCGAACCGUACCUCUGUUAAUACCAUAUUUUAUGUCUUGUCCACGAAAAUAUAAAGAUACCAUAUUCGUCCUAAAAUCAGACCUACAUCGAAGAAAAUUCUUUUCUGAGAAUUCUGCUAAACACUGGAAUUUUGAGGAGUACUCUCGCUACAACCAGGUAGAAGCAGAUUCUUUAAAUUAUGAAACGCUGAAGAUGUGGUUCCAAACUGAUUUAGAUUGGUUAUCCAUGCAUAACUUACCCCGGAGCGUAAAGUCAUACAUAUCAAAAAUAAAAAAGGAUGCACUUCCAAAUAACAGUUGUUCUGGCCCAUCAAGUAGAAGAAUGAUUUUCGAAAAAGCUACCACCCAAUACUCGCAAAUCGUGUCAAAUACAGUUAUCGACGAGGCAAGAGAGUUUUCAGCUCAGGUUUCCGACAGUCAUGGCCGAAGUAAGGAGGAGGAAGGCUGUAAUGUUCAGAGAGACACUGCUACUGAUCACGAAUCCUUUGUUGAGGAAGAACCCAUUGAGCAAGAAUUCGUUGUUGCGGAAGAGAAUGAAGAAAGCCAGCCAGUCCAAGGAAUUGUAGAAAAUGCUCAACCAGAAAUAAAGACGCGUAAAAGAAAGCUAAUAAGUUUAAGAGACACGUUGGACGAGUUGGAAAAUGAGAUAGUUGGAUACGAGAAGCAGUCAAUAAACUCAGUCAUCGAAGAAAAAAUGGAUAUGAAGAAGGAGUUUCUAGAGUUGAAGAAAGAGACGCUGGACAGGUGCAGAAAGGGCCAUGCAAUUAAUAUUGAGUUAGACGUUUGUUCACUGAUGUCUUUAUCAAACAUUUUUGUGGUAACAAGGAUAGCAGAACAGCCCGAUUCAAAAACAGUCCACCUUAGUAAUGAAGCAACAAAAGUCAGACAGGCUUUUUUUUUAGAAAAUUUAUCAGACAUUAGGUUCAAUGACGAUACCUACAAAGCCUUGAAAGCCAUCAUUGAUAAAUACUUGCCAGAAGAGUUCGAAGUGAGCGACGUUGAGUGGGAGAAAGUGGAUUUGGAUUGCAAAAUAGAACUACUACAACUUGCAAAAAAAGCGAAUAUUUAUGAUAGAGCUGGUAUUGAGGCCAUUAUUAACUUUCUCACGUAUUCUAGCAACCAUAAUAUAAAACUUUCAAGUGAAAGCCACCUUGAGAGUAACUUUGUACAUCCCAUCGUAUAUCCAAUUUUCAAGUCGUCUAUUUCUGUUCCACAUAGCUCGAAUAAAUCAAUCUCAAAGCAAAAAGAAUUAGAUCCAAGUAGAAGACCAGACUACGUUUCUGAUUGCCACUACAACCGAGAAUUUGAUUUUACAUCAAUGUUUGGAGAGCUUAAGCAUUUAAAUAGUUAUGAUCAACUAGACUUGUACCGUAUUGCUUAUUUCUGCCAGAAGACAAUGCACGAAAAUGGUUUAAAAAUGUCAAUAGGCUUUCAAACAAAGAGAGACAAAAUGCGCUUUUUUGCUAUGCAAGAACAAUUCGGCAUUGACUUUUUUAUUGAGGUCGCAAAUACUCAUGUUCCUCUUAGAAGAAGCGAUGUUAAAAAUAUGUUGUUGGAUUUGAAUGGGUAUAGCCGAUUAUCCUAUUUACAGAGAAAUUAUUGUAUUUCAGAUGAAAAUUUAAAAGCAAGAAAAAAGCACCCUGUUGUAGACAUGCACUUGUUUAAAACUCUUAUUGCUCAAGACAAAAAGACAAAAAACUAAAUCCCAGCUGGCUCCACCCCGUCUCCCAAUGUGAUAUAUACCCGCGCUUGGUACCUUUCCUUUUGGCAAUCUUUAGUUAGUUCAUUUAUCCCUCCCCUUAAAAUACAAAGGAGUUUAUUUAGUUUUUUAAUUUGUAUAAAAAUUAUCCUUCGCAUUGCUUGA
This is a messenger RNA of Mucor mucedo, 1903 nucleotides long. RefSeq lists its product as uncharacterized. The coding region runs from base 71 to 1741 and encodes 556 amino acids. Lineage: Eukaryota; Fungi; Mucoromycota; Mucoromycetes; Mucorales; Mucoraceae. The record is from RefSeq and is a predicted model, not a curated record. The transcript is spliced from 10 exons.